This is a messenger RNA of Camellia sinensis, 1715 nucleotides long. Lineage: Eukaryota; Viridiplantae; Streptophyta; Magnoliopsida; Ericales; Theaceae. The record is from RefSeq and is a predicted model, not a curated record.
AUUUAGACCACCACCAUGGAAGCAAUUUCCUCCACCUUCCACCACCGCAUCCCGACAGCUCAACGCCCCAGCACCACCACCGACCAACUUCCCAAAAUCCAUGCCCAUCAUCAACUAACAAUUGACACUCAACCCAAUCCCAAGACUUCGAACCGGUCGAUCCACCUAGCUGAAUCUCUCUCAAACCUCUUCCACCUCCAUAUUGAACCACCUACCCAAAAACAUGUUCACAACUCCAUUUGGAACGUCCAUUUUGACCAUGAGGAGAGGCACAACACUCCAGCUAUGUCUCCGAAGGAAGACAUAUCCGAUAAGUGGCGUGAAAAACAAGGUUUUUGUGACUGGGACAAUCUUUUGAACCCACUUCACCCUUGGCUACGACGAGAGAUUGUCAAGUACGGUGAAUUUGCGCAAGCGACUUAUGAUGCCUUUGACUUUGAUUCUUUCUCAGAGUAUUGCGGUAGUUGUAGAUACAAUCAUGAUAAAAUCUUUGACAAGUUAGGGCUUACCAAGCACGGUUACAAGGUGAGCAAGUACAUUUAUGCCAUGUCACAUAUGGAUGUGCCACGGUGGCUGGAGCGGUCAGUCCUAGGUCAAACAUGGAGUAAGGACUCCAAUUGGAUGGGGUUUGUGGCAGUGAGUGAUGAUGAAGAGACAAGGCGAAUAGGGAGGAGGGAUAUAGUCGUAGCAUGGCGUGGCACGGUGGCACCAUCUGAGUGGUAUGAGGAUCUACAGAGGAAGCUAGAGCCAAUAGGGGAAGGGGAAGCUAAAGUGGAAUAUGGGUUUCUAAGCAUUUACACAUCUAAGAGUGAUGCUACUAGGUAUAACAAGUCCAGUGCCUCAGUGCAAGUCAUGAAAGAAGUGAAAAGACUAGUGAAAUUUCACAAGACAAGAGGUGAACAAGUGAGCCUCACAAUCACUGGACAUAGCUUAGGAGGUGCAUUGGCUCUACUCAAUGCCUAUGAGGCUGCAGCCUCUAUCCCUAACCUUCCCAUUAGUGUCAUAUCAUUUGGAGCACCUAGAGUUGGCAACAUAGCCUUCAGGGACGAAAUAUAUCAAAUGGGCGUUAAAACACUACGAGUGGUUGUAAAGCAAGACCUAGUCCCUCGCAUGCCGGGGAUUGUUUUCAAUGAAAGUUUACAAAUGCUUGAUGAUUUCACUGGUACACUAGAUUGGGUAUACACACAUGUUGGAGCAGAAUUGAAGUUAGAUGCGCGUUCUUCACCUUAUCUUAAGCGUGGUGGGUUCAAUGUGCUAGGGUUUCAUAUGCUAGAGACAUACCUUCAUCUUGUUGAUGGAUUCAUGAGUACAAGCUCGACGUUUCGCUCAAAUGCUAGAAGAGAUGUUGCCUUGGUAAACAAGGCAUGUGACAUGAUAGUGGAUGAGCUUAGGAUUCCUCCAUGUUGGUACCAAAUGGAAAACAAGGGUUUAGUAUGCAAUGAUCAUGGAAGGUGGGUUAAACCUAGAAGGGAUCCAGAAGAUGUACCUUCACCCACCAGAGAAGAAGUGCAUGACCAUGCAAUUGACGAGAGGGAGGAAAGUUACAAAGCACUUGGACCCUUGUUAGUUGUGUAAAUUUAUAAUGAAUCUAAGAUUUUCUUUUGUAUGAGAAUCUUAUUGAAUUUGAAAAAGAAGUUUAAUUAAUAUUUUUAUAUUUUUAGGAUAAAAUAUAUCUGUAAGCCUUUCUUGUGAUUUGGUCAUCAAAAUUUCUAAUU